UAGUAGCAGCAGGAGGAAAAGGGAGGUGUUUCUGAGCAAGAAUGAGAAGAGGAUUUUUAUCUGCUUUGGGAGCUUGAAAAAGAUUUCCUCAGAGGCUUCAGGCACAGCAGGUGGGGAGGAGAGUGGAAGUGGAAGUGGAGCUACCUCAGUAGCAAUCCUGGAUCCACACCUGCCUUUCUGAACAUGUUGGAAAGGGCAGGAAGAACAGGAUUCUUAGGGGAGACACCUAUGACUUCUAUAAGCUGCCUCGCUUACAUAUCGGAAGAAUGGAAUAUCAUGGAAUAUUUGGAGACAUGUUUAUAUGUGGUCAUCUUAGUGGUUGUGGCUGUAAUUUUAAUUUUUCCUAUAAUACUCAUCCUCUGGCUCUACUCUAAUUGUAUUUUUGCUGUAAUUUAUAAGAGGUUUGCUAAGAUAAAGUCAAAUCAUUCUGAUGAUAUCUGGGAAAGUGCAAGGAAAGCCUUCAUAUAUUUCUGGGAUUUGUAUGGACGAAUAUGGCAUGGUUAUGAGCUUCAUGGCUUGGAAAACAUACCAGAAGGACCAUGUGUUAUUACUUUUUAUCAUGGAGCUAUUUCUAUAGACCACAUCAUCUUUGUAGCUAGGUACUUUCUAUUGACGCACAGAUUGUGUGUGUCAGUAGUCCAUCGUUAUUUUUUUAAAUUACCAGGUCUUCAAUCAUUGUUAGAAGCUUUUUCAUCUAUAUCAGGUACAAAGGAAGAAUGUAUGAAUGCACUAAAAAAUGGCCGAGUGGUGGCUGUCGCACCAGGUGGUGCUCGAGAAGCACUCUUUAGUGAUGAAACUUACAAACUUGUAUGGGCUCAUCAUAAAGGCUUUGCUCAACUGGCUAUAGAUGCCAAAGUGCCCAUCAUUCCAAUGUACACUGAAAAUAUUCGGGAAGCAUAUAGGAUGCCUAAGGAAAGGAGAUUAACUAGGUGGUUAUUUGAAAUUAUUCGAUUGCCAUUAAUUCCACCAUAUGGAGGGCUUCCAGUCAAACUCCGUGCACAUGUUGGAGAACCCAUUCCAUAUAAUCCAAAUAUAACUGCUGAGGAACUAGCUGAAAAGACAAAGACUGCGCUCCAAAAUCUGAUACACAGACAUCAACAAAUACCAGGGAGCAUGUGGAAGGCUUUUUUGGCACGGUUCGAAAAAUCACAAAAAAAUGACUAGAAAAUUUUACAUAUUUAGUGACUCAUUAAUUAUAAAAAAUUACAUGUAGUUCAAUAAGCAGUCCUCUGACAAUUCAUAGUAAAAAGAAAUGUUCUGUAGAAAUGGUUGCUGGAAGAUUGUCACUGAUGUUACAUAUUUCAUUUAUGGAUUUCCGUAUAACCAAACAAGAAAAAUGUGAUUUGAUUGACUGUAGAUUUUCCUGUGUUGUAUCCAGGGCUCAAUCUUGCACUCUCUACCCAAACAAAAUUCCUGAUGAUUUCAAUAGGAAGCUUGCUUGAAUACAAGCUACAGCAACAGACAGAGAACUUAUGCAAAAAGGUGCAUGCAUUUUUUUUAAGUUAGUGAACCAAAACCAAAGGGGCUUUGGUACAUAACUGUUACUUUAAGUACUUAGGAACCUAGGUUUCAUUGUUUAGAUCUUCAGAAUACCAUCCUUCUCAGCUCUACCUAAUCAUGCAAGUGCCUAAAUUUCUGCCUGUGGAUAUGUGCAAACCCUGUCUAUAUCCUGAUGCAUCUGAGCUGCUUGGAGGCUAAAUCCUGGUGUCUCAAAGUAGAUGUUGCCUGCUUACCUCACCUGCAGGUACAAUCCGGUAGAUACUUUUUUCAGUACACCUGUUGGAGUAAGCAUCCUCCCAUGAUAGUAGAGAAUGAGAGACCGUGUGGGUCUCAGUAGUCCAGUGCUUAGGAUACUGCUUGGGAUAUGUGAAAGGGAGGUUUCCAUUCAUGCUCCAAUGACCAUAUUUCCACAAAGAGGAGUGUUUUUUAUAGGAAAGCAUGAGAAAAUAGUCCUCUCAGAAUAUGAAAUAGUGACAUUGAACGGUUGCUUUGAAUUUAUUUGAGUCUCUGUUCCAAUAAGGCAGAAAAGGAAUUUGAAAAUGCAUUCCCCCCAUCUUGCUAGUGAGUGUUACAGCACCUAGGUUUAAAAGAGUGCAUGUGUGUUGGGAGAAUCGUGCUGUUCUCUUUCACAAGGAUUUAGUGGCUAACUCCAGGAAAAACUUAGGUGGCUAAAUAGCAGCAAAGAAUAGGAUCACUUGUUUGCUAUGCUAUCCAAUAGAAAAUGUUGAGACAGCUUCCUGCUCACAAUGUUGCUGUAUAUGUAUCCCAUUCUUAGGCACCCAGACUCCCCAUGUAACACCUGGGCAGAAUUAGGUGCCUAGCUGGGUCCAGGAUUGCAGCAGGUACCCCUAAAGGUUGAGUGAUGCAUCCCCCAAGUCCCUUUGUAGUUGCACCCCUAAAUGCCUAACCAACAGCUUUCAAGAUAUUAACUCAUUCCAAAAUGGCACUCCUUAUAAUACAUUUUCAGCAGUUCCCCAUUUCUAACUGUGCAUGUUGUUCCUAGAUAAUUUUCAACUUUCUUCUCACGUUUAUCUGACAAAAUAUUGAGUCCAAUUUUAAGUCGAGCUGAAUUAUUAGACCCCCUUUAAGUGCCUGUAAACUGAAGCUUUAUAUAAAAUAUGGCAUUAGCUGGAGUUUACAUUUUUCAUAUGGUGCAUAUUAAUUCCUAGAGUACUGAACCCAAAAUUGCCAGUGAUUUUUAAGUAAUGGUGUAUAAAGUCCCUCAAGUGAGAUAAGAAGGGAACUAUAAAAGGUUUUCCAUACUCUACUCAGUAAUAUAUUUCAAAAAACUUUUCUGUUUCUAAAUGUUGCUCCCUCCAAUAUGUUCAGCAUUUCCAUAGUAAAAUUACUGUCAGGAAUGAAAUACUCUUUGCUGUAUAAGUAAUUCUCAACCAGAGUGCUGUGCAGUUCCUUUGAAGGGUGCUGUGAGGUGUGAGGAGAUGAACAGAUAAGUGCAGGCUUGGGCUUGUCCCUGCCUAGCUGAUCUCUUACCCUCACUGCCUGGCCAGUCUGCAAGGAGGCAAUCACUGUAAUCUGUAAAUAAGUUUUUGGAACUGGGUGCCACUCAGUGAGGUGUGCCUUCAGUCCAAAAAGGCUGAGAACCACUCUGCUAAAGAUGCAGCAUGUCUCUUACUUAAGUCAGUGGCAAAAUGCUCUUUUACUUCAAUGGUGCAGCAGUCUAUAAAAUCUAUACAAAAUAUCCCAUUUUGCAUUGUAGGAUGUAUGAGUUUUUGUUACGCAAUAGCAAAUUAUUUUGUUGUUAGUUUCAGUCAAUAAAGGCAAUCUCCAAACACACACAAGUCAAUGGCAGGACUGAAACAGUGAGGGUUGAUUCCAAUCUCAAAUGCUUACUUUGCUGGGAAGAACAUGAGCACUUAAUUAGUGCAAAAAAAUGAGCUGUGUGUUUCAGAUAAAGCUUUCAAAUAGAUUGCAAGUGAAUGCUAUUAAAAAAAAAAAAGUAUGGCUUAAGUUUUGCCAACUUUCAUGGUAAAAUUACUAGCCUGUCCCAACUGGAUGUUUUAAUAUAAACUCCCAAGACUCCUGGAGACAAGUGACACUGUAAAAAUCUCAGCUGUCAUUUUUUAAAAAGUCUAACAGUCCUGUUUUUAGUCCUGGAAAGCUUGACCUGCUUUCUGAAGCUACCACAAAGCCUCAAUAACUAGAAAGCAAAUAGGAAGGCAAAACUGUAUUUAUUUAAAUAAAUUCUUUAAAAAUUAUUAUCGUGAUUUCUUUGAGGCUCUUACUGUCAAGUGUAUCUUUUGGUUGCCAUUUAAAAAACUGCAGUAUAUAUUUUGGAAACACU
Messenger RNA from Alligator sinensis (Chinese alligator), 3802 nucleotides. Its product is annotated as transmembrane protein 68-like. Gene Ontology annotation, cellular component: membrane. The record is from RefSeq and is a predicted model, not a curated record. NCBI's taxonomy places the organism in Eukaryota, Metazoa, Chordata, Crocodylia, Alligatoridae. Gene Ontology annotation, molecular function: acyltransferase activity.